GAGACUAAUGCCGUUGCAGAGGUCUUGUCCCUAGCCCACUUGGCGCCCCAGCUCGCCCUGCAUAUCGUCCACCUUUCCGCCAUGGAGGCCAUUCCGAUGCUGCGCGAAGCCCGCGCACAAGGCGUGCACAUCACUGCAGAGACUUGCUUCCAUUAUCUCUCCUUGGCCGCCGAACAGAUUCGCAACGGUGACACCCGCUACAAAUGUAGCCCACCCAUCCGCUCCCAAGCGAACCAGGAUGCCCUGUGGGCCGAACUAGCGCGAUACCCAGACGACGGCGUGAUUCAGACUGUCGUCUCGGACCAUUCGCCCUGCACGCCGGAUCUCAAGCUCCUCCCGCCGCACAUCCCUCCCCACACGGAUGCUCCAUCCCACAACGGCAGCUUCCUCACAGCCUGGGGAGGUGUCUCUUCUGUCGGUAUGGGACUCCCGAUCCUGUGGACCGAAUUCAGCCGCAGGCAUAAUCUGACAUUUGCGCCGGAGGGCGAGAGUACGAAACGUGCCCUCCGGGAUAUCGUCCGGCUCUGUUGUAUGAAUACCGCCGCCCAGGUGGGUUUGGAGAAGCAGAAGGGUGACCUGGCCGUUGGAAUGGACGCGGAUAUCUGCGUCUUCGACGACACCGCCGAGUGGGUUGUCGAGCAAUCUACCAUGCUGUUCCGGAAUAAGAUCUCGCCUUAUCAAGGCCAGAAACUGAGGGGUGUUGUUCGGGAGACUUGGCUCAGGGGUGAGCGGAUAUUCACCCGUGCUGCCGGAUUCAGCGAUGAAAGGCCGUCGGGCAAGCUCCUGCUGGAGAAACGGGCUAAGCGGAAUUGAACUUCCUCAUCUGUUGGGGCCUUGAUGGCACGGCAUAACCCAAACCGAGGCAGCUUGUUUGAUCACCAGUGACAAGAUGCUAGAUUAGAUGAGAUACACAACGUUAUGAUAUGACAAACCUACUAUGAGGAAAGAAACGCAGAUUGGGAUGGGAUAAAGCUAACCAAUAUGAAGCUAUGAAUCCCUAUGGAAAUCUCUAUCUCAGGAAGAAGUUCAGGAUGAGGAAGCCUUCCACAAAAGGAGAAUAUAGAGUGGUACGGUCUUGGCUGUAGAUAAUCCCGUAGCUAUGCCAUUGGAUCUGGAGAUUGGGAGUGGGAGCUGUUAUGAAGCUGUAUAGAGAGAAUAGAAUGUGCUAUUGAAUCAUCUGGUAGUCGCCCAGGGAGUUGAUUAAUAUCCUAAACCAGAAUACAAC
Aspergillus wentii DTO 134E9 is the source of this 1225-nucleotide messenger RNA. RefSeq lists its product as uncharacterized. NCBI's taxonomy places the organism in Eukaryota, Fungi, Ascomycota, Eurotiomycetes, Eurotiales, Aspergillaceae. Gene Ontology annotation, molecular function: allantoinase activity. The record is from RefSeq and is a predicted model, not a curated record. Gene Ontology annotation, biological process: purine nucleobase catabolic process. The transcript has a single exon. Gene Ontology annotation, cellular component: cytoplasm. The coding region runs from base 82 to 813 and encodes 243 amino acids.